AAGAUGGAGCGGUGCCCAGCAACCAUGGGGUUACCCAGGAGCCACAUGUUUCAAAUGUGACACAGCGUCACCUGCUAAAACCUCCUCAGUCAUCAUCUUGUCCUGCACAGCACACAGGCUGGGCCACCAGUCACCCAAGCCUGGCCUGGCCUUGGCCGGGACAAAGGCCAGCCCCUCAGAGAUGGGGGUGGCCCAAGCCAUCCGCCGUCUUAGCAGUGGUGGCAGGACUGGAGAGCUGCAAGAAGAAGAGGCGGCAGCAACCCCCAUCAGCUGCCCAAAUGGAAAGCCCGUUCCUGCCCAGCCGCGCAGCCGUUUUGUGAAGAAGGAUGGUCACUGCAAUGUGCAGUUUAUUAAUAUGAGCGAGAAGGGCCAGCGGUACCUCAUUGACAUCUUCACCACUUGUGUGGACAUCCGUUGGCGAUGGAUGUUCGUCCUUUUCUGUCUCUCUUUCGUGCUUUCCUGGCUCCUCUUUGGCUUCACCUUCUGGCUCAUAGCUGCUCUACAUGGGGAUCUUGGUCUUGAGUUCCCACAGGCCUCCAAACCCUGCUUCUCUGAGGUCUCUAGUUUCAUGGCUGCCUUCCUCUUCUCUCUGGAGACCCAGACGUCCAUUGGGUAUGGCUUCCGCAGCGUGACAGAGGAGUGUCCAUCUGCCGUGGUGGCUGUCGUUAUGCAGUGCAUAGCAGGAUGCAUCCUUGACGCCUUCAUCGUUGGGGCCAUCAUGGCCAAGAUCGCCAAGCCUAAGAAGCGCAAUGGCACCUUGGUCUUUAGCGAGACUGCUGUGGUGGCCAUGCGUGAUGGCAAACUCUGCCUGAUGUGGCGUGUGGCCAACCUACGCAAGAGCCAUCUGGUGGAAGCCCAUGUCCGGGCACAGCUACUGCGGCCUCGAGUGACCCCUGAGGGGGAAUACAUUCCUCUGGACCACAUUGACGUCGACGUGGGUUUCGACAGUGGCACUGACCGCAUCUUCUUGGUGUCACCGGUGACCAUCAUCCAUGAGAUUGACGGUGACAGUCCCUUCUAUGAAUACGGCCCUUCUGAGAUGGCCAAGGGUGACUUUGAACUGGUGGUAAUUUUGGAAGGCAUGGUGGAGGCGACAGCAAUGACCACACAAUGCCGUAGCUCUUACAUACCAGGGGAGAUCUCCUGGGGGCACCGUUUUGAGCCUGUGCUCUUUGAACGGCGUGGUCACUAUGAGAUUGACUACCAGCACUUUCACCGCACAUACGAGGUGCCGGGAACCCCAACUUGCAGUGCUAAGGAGCUAAGUCAACGCAAAUACAGGGCGCCUCCUGCAGGGGUCACCACUGCCCGUGCCUCCUUUUGCUAUGAGAAUGAAGUGGCACUCAGAUGCUGCCGCGAAGAAGAGGAGGAGGAAGAGAAGCAGCAGGCAAGCAGGCGGGUGAGCCUGGAGUUCGAAACAGCCACAACCACAUGACACCACCAAUGUCCUUUGACUGAGGAGGGGUUGGGUCAAGUGGGAGGAAGCAGCUAAUGUAGCACUUGGCACAGGUGGGCAGCCGAGGUCACUGGCCAACGCUUAACACUUUCACACAUAAUUCACCCUCUCCCUCCAAAACUUGACAGGCCAAGUCUCAAUGGUCUGGAGCAAGCUAGAGUGUCUCACAGAUGGGAGGAAGAAGUCAUUCUUUAGCAUGUUGGCCAGAAUGGCAAGCUGGUAUGAACUGAGGUAUUCCCCAUGAUCCUUCAAGCA
Molecule: messenger RNA, 1711 nt
Organism: Heteronotia binoei (common prickly gecko)
Lineage: Eukaryota; Metazoa; Chordata; Lepidosauria; Squamata; Gekkonidae
Gene: KCNJ14
Product: potassium inwardly rectifying channel subfamily J member 14
Exons: 3
Coding region: 182-1435 (417 amino acids)
Biological process (GO): regulation of monoatomic ion transmembrane transport; potassium ion import across plasma membrane
Cellular component (GO): plasma membrane
Molecular function (GO): inward rectifier potassium channel activity
Source: RefSeq, a predicted model, not a curated record